Capra hircus (goat) is the source of this 1806-nucleotide messenger RNA. It is a transcript of the gene RHBG, whose product is annotated as Rh family B glycoprotein. Gene Ontology annotation, biological process: ammonium homeostasis; ammonium transmembrane transport. Gene Ontology annotation, molecular function: ammonium channel activity. Gene Ontology annotation, cellular component: plasma membrane. The record is from RefSeq and is a predicted model, not a curated record. The transcript has 10 exons. Lineage: Eukaryota; Metazoa; Chordata; Mammalia; Artiodactyla; Bovidae. Bases 79 to 1446 code for a protein of 455 amino acids.
CCCGCCCGCCCCGGGAGUGUCUGCUCUCGCCACGCGCCUGAAGCCACAGCCGAGUCGGAGACUCGCAGCCUCUGUCCCAUGGCCUGGUCUCCCCGUCGCUCCGCGGGCCGGCGACUGCAGCUGCCCCUGCUCUGCCUCCUCCUCCAGGGCGCUACCGCCAUCCUCUUUGCGGUCUUUGUCCGCUACAACCGUGAAACCGAUGCUGCCCUCUGGCACUGGGGCAACCACAGUAACGCGGACAAUGAAUUUUACUUUCGCUACCCAAGCUUCCAGGAUGUGCAUGCUAUGAUCUUCGUGGGUUUCGGCUUCCUCAUGGUCUUCCUGCAGCGCUACGGCUUCAGCAGCGUGGGCUUCACCUUCCUCCUGGCCGCCUUUGCCCUGCAGUGGUCCACGCUCAUCCAGGGUUUCUUCCACUCCUUCCGUGGCGGCUACAUCCUUGUAGGCAUGGAGAGCAUGAUCAAUGCUGACUUCUCUGCUGCGGCCGUGCUUAUCUCCUUUGGGGCCAUACUGGGCAAGACUGGGCCGGUUCAGCUGCUGCUCAUGGCCCUGCUGGAGGUGGUGCUGUUUGGCCUCAACGAGUUUGUCCUCCUUAGUCUCCUGGAGGUGAAGGACGCAGGAGGCUCCAUGACCAUCCACACGUUCGGUGCUUACUUUGGGCUGAUCCUCUCCCGGGUCCUCUAUAGGCCCCACCUGGAGAAGAGCAAGCAUCGCCAGGGCUCCACCUACCAUUCGGACCUCUUUGCCAUGAUUGGGACCAUCUUCCUGUGGAUCUUCUGGCCUAGUUUCAACUCUGCACCCACCGCCCUGGGGGACGGGCAGCCUCGGACCGCUCUCAACACAUACUACUCCUUGGCCGCCAGUACCCUCAGCACCUUCGCCUUGUCAGCCCUUGUUGGGGGGGAUGGGCGGCUGGACAUGGUCCACGUGCAGAACGCAGCGCUUGCCGGAGGGGUUGUAGUAGGGACAUCAGCUGAAAUGAUGCUGACACCCUUUGGGGCUCUGGCAGCUGGCUUCCUGGCUGGGGCCAUCUCCACACUGGGGUACAAGUUUGUCACGCCCAUCCUUGAGUCCAAACUCAAAGUCCAAGACACAUGCGGUGUGCACAACCUCCAUGGGAUGCCGGGGGUCCUGGGAGCCCUCCUGGGCAGCCUUGUGGCUGGGCUGGCCACCAGUGAAGCUUAUGGAGAUGGCCUGGAGAGUGUGUUUCCACUCAUAGCCGAGGGCCAGCGCAGUGCCACGUCUCAGGCCAUGCACCAGCUCUUCGGGCUGUUUGUCACACUGACAUUUGCCUCUGUGGGUGGGGGCCUUGGAGGGCUCCUGCUGAGACUGCCCAUCCUGGACUCCCCGCCCGACUCCCAGUGCUACGAGGACCAGAUUUACUGGGAGGUGCCUGGGGAACAUGAGCAUUUAGCCCAAGGAUCACAGGAAACAGAGACUCAGGCCUAACUUGCUUCCAGCCCUUGGAAGGAUGCUCUCCUUUUAGAAGCGGAUGACUGCCUACCCUGGGGAAGCUCCUCAUUAUUAGCUCCCAUCACCUCUGCUGAAGGAAAGAAGACAGGAGCUCCUUUCCAUAGGGAGCCUUGGGGGAGGGGCGGUGGAAGGCUGGGGAGAUGGUGGAGGAGCCAGGUGGCUAUACCUGGUCAUGAUGGGGAGAGAGCCUCACACACCCCCACCCCACCACCCCACGCCCUGCAAGUGAGGCACUCGAGGGACUGCUAAGUCACUGGACCAGCAUCACUCAGUUACUGUGAAGCCUGAGCCAGGGCCUGGCUCUCUGAGGAUGAUAAAUACCAUGGUCACCAAGGA